Molecule: messenger RNA, 4275 nt
Organism: Coffea eugenioides
Lineage: Eukaryota; Viridiplantae; Streptophyta; Magnoliopsida; Gentianales; Rubiaceae
Product: pleiotropic drug resistance protein 2-like
Exons: 22
Coding region: 1-4275 (1424 amino acids)
Cellular component (GO): membrane
Molecular function (GO): ATP hydrolysis activity; ATP binding; ABC-type transporter activity
Source: RefSeq, a predicted model, not a curated record
AUGAGUAGUGGGAGAAGUUGGAGGUCACAGAGUGUGAGGGAGAUAUUGCAAGGUCCACCAGAUGUGUUUAGUAGUAACAGGAGGGAAAUGGUGGUCGAUGAAGAGGAGGAGCUCAAGUGGGCUGCCAUUGAGAGGCUGCCUACUUAUGAUAGGAUGAGAAAAGGGAUGUUUAAGCAGGUUGUUAGUAAUGGAAAAAUGAUCUCAAAUGAGAUCGAUGUUACUAAAAUUGGUGCUGAGGAUAAGAAGCUGUUGAUGGAGAGUAUUCUUAAGGUUGUUGAAAAUGAUAAUGAGAAGUUGCUUAGGAGACUCCGAGAUCGAACUGACAGGGUCGGAAUUGAGAUUCCAAAGAUUGAAGUGAGGUUCCAAAAUUUAUCUAUUGAGGGAGAUGCAUAUGUUGGCACACGAGCACUUCCAACUCUGUGGAACUCCACCCUGAACACACUGGAGGCUGCGUUAGGGUUGGUUGGACUUUCUCCAUCAAAGAAAAGGAUAGUUAAAAUACUUCAAGACGUGAAUGGGAUUAUCAGACCAUCAAGGAUGACACUGCUUCUUGGGCCUCCAGGUUCAGGAAAAACAACCUUGCUAAAAGCACUGGCAGGCAAAGCUGAUGAUGAUCUCAGAGUUUCAGGAAAAAUCACCUACUGUGGCCACGAAUUUCAUGAAUUUGUUCCUCAGAGGACGAGUGCUUAUAUUAGCCAGCACGAUCUUCAUUACGGUGAAAUGACAGUUCGGGAGACACUGGAUUUUGCUGGUAGGUGCUUGGGAGUAGGAACCCGAUAUGAUAUGCUAGUGGAGUUGUCAAGAAGAGAGAGAGAAGCAGGUAUUAAACCAGAUCCUGAGAUUGAUGCAUUCAUGAAAGCCACAGCCAUGAUGGGAUUAGAAACCAGCUUGAUCACUGAUUAUGUGCUGAAGAUUCUUGGAUUGGAUAUUUGUGCUGAUAUUAUGGUGGGAGAUGACAUGAGAAGAGGCAUUUCUGGAGGGCAAAAGAAACGUGUCACUACAGGUGAAAUGUUGGUAGGACCAGCAAAAGCAUUUUUCAUGGAUGAAAUAUCAACAGGACUGGACAGUUCCACCACUUUCCAAAUAGUCAAGUUCAUGAGUCAAAUGGUUAACAUUAAUGAUGUAACUAUGGUUAUCUCUCUCUUACAGCAAGCACCAGAGACAUUUGAGCUUUUUGAUGAUGUUAUCCUGCUUUCCGAUGGUUGGAUUGUCUACCAAGGACCGCGUGAGAACAUUCUUGAGUUCUUUGAAUACAUGGGAUUUAGAUGCCCCGAAAGGAAAGGGAUUGCAGACUUUCUUCAAGAGAUUACCUCAAAGAAGGACCAACAGCAGUAUUGGUUCAAAAAUAACCAGCCUUAUUCAUAUAUCUCUCCAAAGGAUUUUGCGAAUGCCUUCAGUUCUUUUCACAUAGGACAGCAGCUCACAAUAGACCUUAGAGUUGCUUAUGAUAAGACCAGAACCCACCCUGCUGCAUUGGUGACACAGCAGUAUGGAAUUUCAAAUUGGGAGCUCUUCAGGGCAUGCUUCACACGUGAAUGGCUGCUCAUGAAGCGGAAUUCUUUUGUUUACAUAUUUAAAACGACACAGAUAACCGUCAUGGCAGUAAUUACCCUGACAGUGUUUUUAAGAACUGAAAUGAAAACUGGUCAAAUUGAUAAUGCUGCUAAGUUUUGGGGAGCAUUAUACUUCAGUCUUAUCAAUGUGAUGUUCAAUGGAAUGGCAGAGCUACCAAUGACAGUUGCUAGGCUUCCUGUGUUUUUUAAGCAGAGGGAAAGUCUAUUCUACCCAGCAUGGGCCUUUGCAGUACCAAUUUGGGUCCUCCGUAUUCCCAUUUCAGUGAUGGAGUCCUUAAUAUGGAUUCUUUUGACAUAUUACUCCGUUGGAUUUGCUCCUUCUGCUAUUAGGUUCUUCAAACAGCUCUUGGCAUUUAUCAGCAUACAUCAUAUGGCUCUCUCUUUGUUUCGCUUUAUUGCAGCAGCUGGGAGAGUAGAAGUUGUGGCAAACACCCUUGGAACCUUCACCCUGUUAGUGGUAUUUGUGCUAGGAGGAUACAUUAUUGCGAAAGAUGACAUCAAGGAUUGGAUGAUAUGGGGUUACUAUGUUUCUCCAAUGAUGUAUGGACAAAAUGCCAUUGCCAUCAAUGAAUUUCUUGCUGAAAGAUGGAGCAAGCCCAGCAAUGGCUCAGAACCUACAGUUGGAAAGACCCUUCUUAAGGACAGAGGUCUAUUUUUCACGGAAACCUGGUACUGGAUUGGUGUAGGAGCUCUUUUUGCAUUUUCUCUGCUGUUCAAUGUUCUUUUUAUUGGAGCAUUGACAUUUUUAAAGCCUCUAGGAGAUAAUAAAGCUGUUAUUCUUGAGGAUGAUGAGCAAAACAAGGAUAGACGGCAAGAAAAUGGAAACUCAAUCGUUAGUGAAACAAGCAACCAAACAGCUAGAGGAAUGGUUUUGCCUUUCCAGCCGCUUUCCCUUGCAUUCAAUCAUGUGAAUUACUAUGUGGACAUGCCUGCAGAAAUGAAGACCCAGGGGGUUGAUGAAGAACGAUUGCAGCUACUGAGAGAUAUUAGUGGUGCUUUCAGGCCUAGCAUUCUGACUGCAUUGGUUGGUGUCAGUGGUGCUGGAAAGACCACAUUAAUGGAUGUCUUAGCAGGUAGAAAGACUGGAGGGUAUAUUGAAGGAAGCAUAAGCAUUUCAGGCUACCCAAAAAACCAAGAAACUUUUGCCCGAGUUAGCGGUUAUUGUGAACAGAAUGAUAUCCAUUCGCCUUAUGUAACUGUUUUUGAAUCGCUUCUUUACUCAGCCUGGUUACGGCUUGCUUCUGAUGUGAAUACAGAAACCCGAAAGAUGUUUGUAGAAGAAGUCAUGGACUUGGUUGAGCUCAAUCCUUUGAGGAAUGCUCUUGUUGGACUUCCAGGAGUUGACGGUCUUUCAACUGAGCAGAGAAAGAGACUUACUAUUGCUGUUGAAUUAGUUGCUAAUCCUUCCAUCAUCUUUAUGGAUGAGCCCACUUCAGGACUUGAUGCCAGAGCUGCUGCAGUUGUAAUGCGUACAGUUAGAAACACUGUGAAUACAGGUCGAACUGUGGUGUGCACAAUUCACCAGCCAAGCAUAGAUAUUUUUGAAGCUUUUGAUGAGCUGCUGUUGAUGAAGAGAGGAGGACAAGUGAUAUAUGCAGGACCGCUUGGUCCCCAUUCUCACGAACUUAUCAAAUAUUUCGAGGCUAUACCAGGCGUUCCCAAGAUAAAAGAGGGCUAUAAUCCGGCUACCUGGAUGUUGGAUGUCAGCACCUCUGCAAUGGAGGCCCAACUUGAGGUUGAUUUUGCAGUAAUAUAUGCCAACUCUGAACUUUACAGGAGAAAUCAGGAGCUAAUAAAGGAACUAAGCACCCCUGUACCAGGUUCCAAGGACCUACAUUUUCCUACUCGGUACUCUCAGUCCUUUUUAGUUCAAUGCAAGGCUUGUUUUUGGAAACACAACUGGUCAUACUGGAGGAAUUCACAGUAUAAUGCCAUCAGAUUCUUCAUGACAGUUGUCUUCGGACUUAUAUUUGGUGUUAUCUUUUGGGACAAAGGAAAUGUAAUAUUUAAGCAGCAAGACUUAAUUAAUUUACUGGGAGCUAUUUAUGCUGCUGUUCUUUUCCUCGGAGCUACCAAUGCUUCUGCAGUGCAAUCUGUUGUAGCAAUUGAAAGAACAGUUUUUUACCGUGAAAGAGCAGCAGGAAUGUAUUCAGAGUUGCCUUACGCGUUUGCUCAGGUUGCAAUAGAAACUAUUUAUGUUGCAAUUCAGACUCUAAUAUAUACACUUCUUUUAUACUCCAUGAUUGGAUUCCAGUGGACUUCAGGAAAGUUCUUCUAUUUCUACUAUUUCAUCUUCAUGUGUUACACCUACUUCUCAAUGUAUGGGAUGAUGGUUAUCGCGCUAACUCCUGGCCAACAAAUUGCUGCAAUUGUCAUGUCAUUCUUCUUGAAUUUCUGGAAUCUGUUCUCUGGUUUCCUCAUCCCACGUCCCCUUAUCCCAGUUUGGUGGAGGUGGUACUACUGGUGCUCUCCAGUUGCAUGGUCAAUUGAUGGUAUUUUUGCAUCACAACUUGGUGACAGGACCAAAGACAUUGAACUCUCUGAUAAAAGCACAAUGCCAAUCAACAAAUUCCUCAAGGAUAACUUGGGCUAUGACCAUGAUUUCCUCAUUCCAGUGGUUUUUGCCCACCUUGGUUGGGUCCUCCUAUUCUUCUUGGUCUUUGCCUAUGGCAUCAAGUUUCUCAAUUUCCAAAGGAGAUGA